This is a messenger RNA of Amoebophrya sp. A120, 1929 nucleotides long. The record is from the annotation of a GenBank genome assembly. NCBI's taxonomy places the organism in Eukaryota, Dinophyceae, Syndiniales, Amoebophryaceae.
AUGCAGGGCGAAACGGAUUCUGGUAGCGCGGGAGACGUAGAAAUAAUAGCCACGCAGCCGACAAGCCUGCGUCAAAGGCUGGACUCCGGGAUGAAGAGAGCAGGCGCUACUUCCACUGCGGGAGCUGGACGAAGUAGAAACUUUGGGAAAGAUGAAAUCGAAUAUGAGGAAGCCGAAGUCGAUGGUUCAUCUGACGAGUCUCCUUCUUCUAGUACUUCGCCUGCUCCUUCAUCGCGGAGCAGCGAAGAGUUUCUGAAGUAUUUCGAACUUCGUCUGUCGGCGGGCUCGGCCACGAGGAGCACGCGUAGUGUGGGCACCACUUCAUCUCCCUCGGACGAUACAGUCGCAAAGUCUGGUAGUCCUCAGAGUGUCGCUGUUGGGCCUGAAAGUGAGGCUGUGAGAACUACUACAGGUGAAGGCGACUGGACGAGUGGUCGUGUUGCUCUGCAAGAAGCGUCCACACAGACCAGUCCCUACCUUUCGACAGCCCCGGACGACACAUUGCCUUUUCAAAGUACACUCACAGCAUCGGACGAUUUUUACGCGUCGACGUUUGUCAUGUAUGCUGCCAUCGCAAAUGUGACCGCGAAAUGGGACGCACUGGACUCCAUUCAGGGGGACAGCACUCUGAGCGGGCACGAAGAAGAUGGCGCACUGGAAGAACCCAACGGUUCAUCUUCAACCAUUUCUACAACUACGGGUUCGACUUUCUUGACGCAAUCAGAGCUCCGGCCGCAACUGGUGGCAACGGGGGGUUCAUACGAUCCAGCUGUUUUCCAGGUCUCCCGUCAUACAGCUGCGUCUUUGGCUGGCAUCUCUUUACAAAGCGCCGACUUGCUCUCCUCAUGGUCGACUUCUAGGAUUGCCGAUCGUGUAAUCUACGAACGGCGCACGGGGGCUUCGUUUGAUCGUGCGGUGAGCAGCAGCGCGCCGCUGGCGGUGGCUGAUUUCGAAUUUCUGCUCGCAAGGCUGGUUCCGGACUUUCCCGCGGAGGGGCGAUUCGCGAAGCCGCAAAAAGUUCUGCUCUUGCUGCACAACGUAGAAAUGUACACGUCUGGCAUGUAUCUUCUACAGCCGUCAGUUUCUGCGUCGAGUCGUCCACAGCUGGAGUUGGUCGCGCCGAUGCACCAAAACCAAACCCGCAUCCUGGGGCAAAACGCUGCCUGUGGCCAGACGCUUGGUGGCAACGGAUUCCUCGCUUUGGCGGUGCUUAGUCAAUUCAAGUCGCACGAAAUCGAAGAUGAAGCAGCAGUGGCGCAUCAUGAUGGAGGAGACCACCAGAAAGAAACUCGACCGGCCGCGGCCUGGUCCUCCCAGACAGAUUAUAGGACAGAACACUUACAGGCGGGUCGUUUGGUGCAUAGAUUGUAUGUCGCCACUGAAUAUCUGCGAAUACGAAAGGAUGAACAUGAAACUGGUGGCGCUACAGCCUCUGAGAGCAAGACUGAAGCCGAGGAAGCUGCUAUUUCCUCGCCGUGGGAGUUGCGUGCGUCAGGAAUGGGAUGUUUUGUGGACGCUUACUUUUCGGAGGUCCUACUUGCCGGCUGGGCUGCAGCGGAUAUGAAGCCACUUUACAUGGCAGCGGUAGGACCGUCUCCGGUUGUGCCGCGGGUAGUAUCUUGACGCGAGUACGUACUAUGACCACAACGCACGGAGCGCUGUGAUCUUCAGCCAUUUUCUUCGUACAUACAGUCCCCCCGUGAGCAGCUCGCUGCACUGGUUUUGCGAGAAAGCGCGACUUGCGACUGUACAUCGAUACGUCAACCGAAGAAGGCGCACCUAGAAAUCGCUUCGCUCCGCGCGGGGUGGAACGCAAAUUUAGGCCUCGCUUCCCCCGGUUCUUUAUCGAACCAGCGCGCCAGAAAGGCAAAACCAAAUGAAAACUAUCAGCGUUCAUAUUUGUGUUUUUUUCGACAUUGAGUCGUGAAU